Molecule: messenger RNA, 489 nt
Organism: Trichoderma virens Gv29-8
Lineage: Eukaryota; Fungi; Ascomycota; Sordariomycetes; Hypocreales; Hypocreaceae
Exons: 2
Coding region: 1-489 (162 amino acids)
Source: RefSeq, a predicted model, not a curated record
AUGACAGCGCGCAACCCUUGGCGCCCUGGUGACGGCCAAGCAUGCUUCGAUCACCUCCUUUGGAAGCAGCAAAGGGGACCUUUCAUCUCAUUCUUUACCAGCUGGAGAGCAGCUUUGGAAGGAUUGCCUUUGGUCUACGAUGCUCUCUCGAUUGCCCAGUCUUUACGCCUUGGACGCCUCCACCUGUUUCAAGACGAAGUGUUGGUCUACGGGGGAAUAUCCGCCGACAGCUACAGGAUUCGGGCUAUAUUCCAUGGCAACGAGAAGAUGGUAGAUGCCACACUCUCUGUUUAUGGGAUUGAUGUGACGGUCCAGAUGCCGGGAGGCUUUGUUGAUGAGGUCAGCACCAAGAUGCAUGUUGGUACGCAGCGUCUGCCUGAUGCUACCGAUGCGCUUCGAGACGAAAUAUACAUGUGCACCGGAACGCUGGAUGAUGAUAAAUUGUGUGGUCUGGCGUUGUCUAUGGGAGGCAUCGCACGCCGAUGGUGA